AUGACGCAAAACUAAUUAAAAAUGCUGCUUUGUGUAUUAUAAGUAGCUUUUAUAUCAGCUGGACUUUAUUUCUAUAUAUUCUGGAAGAAAUUAGAUGAUGUAAAGAUUACAUUCAUAAAUUUCAGAAACCUUAUUAUGAAUAGCUGGCUUUUGUGUAUGGGCUAAUUUUAGGAUUCACAGAAUUAUUAGUUGCAAUAAUUUUAUUCAUCCUAAUGAAAACUCAUGUUCAAAUCACAUCCCUGGGCUAGAUAGGUCGUUAUAUUAGACAGAACUGCUACAAGGAAUAUUAUGCUCUCAUAAUUAUAAAUUUGGUAUAGAACAUUAUAAUUAGGCAUUCUUAAUAACUUUCAAUAUAAUUACAAUAGUGGACUCAGAAUCAGUAAGUUUUUAAAAUAUUUAAUCUCUUCACUUUAUAGCAGCCUAUUAUAUUUAAUCAGUUCUUUUCGCAUUGUUUUCAAAUGACUUAUUAAAGAGAAGAGCCUUGAUUCCAAAUGAAUUUAUGUUUGAAAGAGAAGGAAUAUUUCGAUGUGCAUAUGAAGUUCUAUAUUAUGUAGUGUGUUUAUUCAUUGUAUUAAGUAGAUAUAAAAAUAUGAAAAUUAUAGGUUACUUUUUGGUAACACAUUUUGAGAAAUUACCUGAACCAAAUCAAACCUUAUGUUAAUUAAUCAUAUUCACAUUACUAUACUAAUUUUAUUCAAUAACUAAAUUGGGUAUCUUAAUAAAAAUAUUUUUAAUAAUAACAACUACUAGAUUACUAUAUUCAGCAGCAAAUUCUAUUAGUAAUUUGAAAGAUGAUUAAUAGAAAGGAUCUUAGAUCACAUUGGUAGUGAUCACAAUUAUAUUUUUAAUAAGAAUGGUUUAACAAUGUAUAAUAGGUAUUAUAAGAGCAAGAGAAUAAUAUUUAAAUUAAACUGAACAUCAACCACCUGAUAUAUUAAGUGCAUUAAAUUUAUUACCACCAAGAGACCCAUAUUUAAGAUAAUCAGCAUAAAUAAUAAGUGAAGAAUAAAUUGAAAUGUUACCUGUUUAAAAAUUUAAAAUGGAAAAUGAAUUUGUUUGUUCAAUAUGUGAUAUGAAUUUAUUAAAGAAUGAAAUGGUAAUGAAAUUAAGUUGUUCACAUAUUUUCCAUUCAGAAUGUUUGAAACCAUGGAUUAGAAUAAAGAAUUCAUGUCCAAAUUGCAGAUAACAAAUAUUAAGUUAAUUCAUGCAAUAAAAUUAAAAUGUAGAACAAAUACCUUAACAAUUACAACAAUAAGUUUAAAAUAUUUAAGUAGAAAUUCCUAUAAAUGAAAUCAAUUAAUAAGCAUUAGAUGUACCUUAGAGAUAGAUGGAGAUAUAAGAAUGA
Molecule: messenger RNA, 1345 nt
Organism: Paramecium pentaurelia
Lineage: Eukaryota; Ciliophora; Oligohymenophorea; Peniculida; Parameciidae
Source: the annotation of a GenBank genome assembly